Messenger RNA from Lampris incognitus (smalleye Pacific opah), 2334 nucleotides. It is a transcript of the gene rfx3, whose product is annotated as regulatory factor X, 3 (influences HLA class II expression). Gene Ontology annotation, molecular function: RNA polymerase II cis-regulatory region sequence-specific DNA binding; DNA-binding transcription factor activity, RNA polymerase II-specific. Lineage: Eukaryota; Metazoa; Chordata; Actinopteri; Lampriformes; Lampridae. Bases 43 to 2334 code for a protein of 763 amino acids. The record is from RefSeq and is a predicted model, not a curated record. Gene Ontology annotation, biological process: regulation of transcription by RNA polymerase II. The transcript has 17 exons. Gene Ontology annotation, cellular component: nucleus.
CACCAUCCUCAUCCUCAUCAACCAGUCCUCAGCCCAGGUGCCAUGCAGACCCCUGAGGCAGGUGCUGACUCCACCUCCACUGUUCCUCUGCAGACCACUGUGCCUGUCCAGCCUACUGGCUCCACCCAACCGGUGCCUGUCCAGCAACAGGUACGGCCUUUUAUUACUGUUCAACAGGUUCAGCACGUUUACCCAGCACAGGUGCAGUAUGUGGAGGAGAACAGUGGCGUCUACACUAACGGCACCAUCAGAAGGACCUACUCAUACUCGGAACCCCAGCUGUACAGCCAGAACAGUGGAGGGAGCUACUUCGACACACAGGGCAGCUCAUCGCAAGUGUCCACUGUAGUGACAUCUCAUGGCAUGACCAACAAUGGAGGAGGGGGCAAUGGAGGAAUGAGCAUGGGAAUGGCAGGGGGGCAAGUAAUCAGCAGCAGCUCUGGGGCCUACCUCAUGGAUAACUCUGCCCCCCACCCUGCUACUCAGACUGCACGAGCUUCUCCAGCCACUAUUGAAAUGGCGAUUGAGACGCUCCAAAAGUCUGAGGGCUUAUCCAGUCAGAGAAGCUCGUUACUCAACAGCCAUCUGCAAUGGCUGCUGGACAACUAUGAAACAGCAGAAGGUGUAAGUCUACCACGAUCUACACUCUACAAUCACUACCUUCGCCACUGCCAGGAGCAGAAACUUGACCCCGUCAAUGCAGCCUCCUUUGGCAAACUCAUUCGCUCCAUCUUCAUGGGACUCCGUACACGUCGCCUUGGCACUAGAGGGAACUCCAAAUAUCACUACUAUGGUAUUCGGGUAAAGCCUGACUCCCCUCUCAAUAGACUACAGGAGGAUAUGCAUUACAUGGCUCUCAGACAGCAACCUGUCCAGCAUAAACAGAGGUUCAAGCCAAUGCAGAAGGUUGAUGGUGGCUCUGGGGAGAACUACUCAGGGGGAGGGCAGCACCCUCCCAAUGCAGCAGAGCAGACAGUCAUUGCACAGAGCCAGCACCACCAACAGUUCCUGGAUGCAUCGAGAGCACUGCCUGAGUUUGUGGAGCUGAAUCUGGGAGAGAGCAAUGCAGACAAUAUCAGCCCAGAGGAUGUAAAAGCUCUCCAGUCCCUUUAUAGAGAGCACUGUGAGGCCAUCCUAGAUGUGGUUGUAAACCUCCAGUUUAGUCUAAUUGAGAAGCUGUGGCAGACAUUCUGGCGUUAUUCUCCCCCUGAACCUGUAGAGGGUGCGACAAUAACAGAAAAUAGUAGUGUAAGUGAGAUUGAAGACCGGCUGCCCCGUUCAGAGCUACUAGUGUUGUGCAGAAAUGAGACUGUACUCAAAUGGAUGAGCACCUGUGACCAUCUAAUGUACCAGGCUCUUGUGGAGAUCCUCAUCCCUGAUGUCCUCAGACCCAUUCCCAGUGCCUUGACCCAAGCCAUCCGCAACUUUGCCAAAAGCCUGGAAGGUUGGCUCAGCAAUGCCAUGAAUGCCAUUCCACAGAGAAUGAUCCAGACCAAGGUUGCUGCUGUUAGUGCCUUUGCCCAGACGCUGCGCAGAUACACAUCUCUGAACCACCUGGCUCAGGCUGCACGUGCUGUAUUGCAAAACACCACACAGAUUAACCAGAUGCUCAGUGAUCUCAACCGUGUUGACUUUGCCAAUGUGCAGGAGCAGGCAUCGUGGGUGUGUCAGUGUGAUGAGGGUGUGGUGCAACGCUUGGAGCUAGACUUCAAAGCCACACUGCAACAGCAAAGCUCUCUUGAGCAGUGGGCUGCUUGGCUGGACAAUGUGGUCACCCAGGUGCUCAAGCCCUAUGAGCAUCGACCAAGUUUCCCCAGGGCAGCUCGGCAAUUCCUGCUAAAAUGGUCCUUCUAUAGUUCUAUGGUGAUCAGAGACCUGACCCUUCGCAGUGCUGCCAGCUUUGGAUCCUUCCACCUGAUCCGUCUGCUGUAUGAUGAGUACAUGUUCUACAUGGUGGAGCACCGUGUGGCUCAGGCUACCGGAGAGACUCCUAUUGGAGUCAUGGGGGAGUUUGACAGCUUCAGCACUCUGUCUCUUGAUAACAUUGACAAAGAUGCAGCAAGUGAGAUGGACAGUGACCUGGAAGAUGACACAGAGGAGUCUGGAGAGCCUCUUGCCAAGAGGGAGAAGUCAGAGCAUGAGGUGAUUCAGGUUAUCCAGGUUGGGGCUCUGGAGGAUGGCUCCCACCCCGUAGUGGGGGUGGUUCAACCAGGCGUCCUUCACUCACUUCCCCAGCCCCUGCAGGACCACACUGAACACAUAUUGACACCAUCUGCUGGUACACCCACAAUCCGCCAUUGCAGCGCCACAGGCAACACCUAUGCCUCUGUCUGA